Gigantopelta aegis is the source of this 1053-nucleotide messenger RNA. Its product is annotated as melatonin receptor type 1B-B-like. Lineage: Eukaryota; Metazoa; Mollusca; Gastropoda; Neomphalida; Peltospiridae. Gene Ontology annotation, biological process: G protein-coupled receptor signaling pathway. Gene Ontology annotation, molecular function: G protein-coupled receptor activity. The record is from RefSeq and is a predicted model, not a curated record. Gene Ontology annotation, cellular component: membrane. The transcript has 2 exons. Bases 1 to 1053 code for a protein of 350 amino acids.
AUGAAUUUGACGACGUUAAAUUCUUCGACUUUCAAAUUUGGUCGCCAUGAAUUUGUUAACAGUAACCCCGAGAUGGCCAUCCCUCUUCUGAUCGCCCUCGGGCUGGGAACGGUCAUUGGCACGUUCGGCAAUGUGCUCAUUCUGCUCGGAGUGGCCAGGGCAAAGGAUCUGCAGAACAUGGAAUCGGUCUUCAUUGUUAAUCUGGCUUGUUCUGACCUGUACGUAACGGCGCUGGCCGAUCCCAUGAGCAUAACAGCUAAGCUGGAAGGUGAGGAUUUUUUCGAGCGGAUCCCCGGCCUGUGUCGAGCCAUCGCCUGCAUGUGCACGAUCUCCUGUGUGAACUCUCUCAUGUCCAUCUCGGCGCUCAGUUUCAACCGCUUUAUCUACAUCUGUCACAACAAGUACUACAAGAAGAUCUUCACCGUGCGGAGCUGCAUCUUCAUGUGCGGCGUCUUCUACACCAUAGGCAUUUUCCUCACCAUGCUCAACUACCUGGACAUCGGCGACCACACGUUCGACAGGAAGAGCCUGGAGUGCAUCUGGGACCGCAUGGCCACGUACUCAUACACCGUCGUCUUCUCCAUCGUCCUCGUGUGGAUCCCCAUCGUCGUGAUCGGCUUGUCCUACCUGAAGAUAUUCCUCCGCGUGAAGGCGUCGCGACAGCGGAUCCACCAGUCGCGGCUGAGGACAUCCACCUCCUCCUCGAACUUCGCGUCCAGUUUCCAGCUCUGCAAGACCAUGUUCAUCAUCUAUAUCGUGUUCGCGACGUGCUGGGCGCCCUACGCCCUCAUCAUCGUCGUAGACCACGACGAUUCCUUCGACUACGCCCCGCAUCUGUACAUCGUCGUGUGGGCCCACAUGCACCCGUCCCUCAACUGGCUCGUCUACUACUUCACCAACAUGAAGUUCCAGCGAGCCUUCGACAGCAUCUUGUUUAUCACCAGGUGCAGACGGCGGGUGGAGGUGGAGGACGUGGUGGUCACGCAGACUACAGAGAAUUCGCUCAAACCUCCGAAACGCGUGCAUUCUACUAAAGAGUCAGCGGGGAUGUAA